Messenger RNA from Carya illinoinensis, 2186 nucleotides. Its product is annotated as mitogen-activated protein kinase homolog NTF3-like. Gene Ontology annotation, biological process: protein phosphorylation; intracellular signal transduction. Gene Ontology annotation, cellular component: cytoplasm; nucleus. Gene Ontology annotation, molecular function: MAP kinase activity; ATP binding. NCBI's taxonomy places the organism in Eukaryota, Viridiplantae, Streptophyta, Magnoliopsida, Fagales, Juglandaceae. The transcript is spliced from 2 exons. The record is from RefSeq and is a predicted model, not a curated record. Bases 770 to 1876 code for a protein of 368 amino acids.
UUAACAAAUGAUAUCGCAUUCAUAUAUAUAUAGACUCGUCAGAUAUGAGAAAAAUGCAGAAACAUUUAACGUUGACGAUCGAAGAACAAGAAGCUACAUAUAUAGAGAGAUGGGUGACUGAUAUUUCCUAAAACAAGCAACGAAAGAUCCUUAGCCGCCGUUACCUCGAUACAUAGCCGUGUCGGGGGGUAUUGAAUCUUGCUCUUCUAAUUCAUACCCAUCUCCAUCUUUGAUCUCUCCCUGAGCUUCCGGUUGAUUCGCAACACCUGUCCUGAUCACUAAGACCCAUCCGAUCUCUUUCCUUCAGAGCUCGGGAUUAUUUCUUCAAGGUCAGUCCUUUUCUUUUGUCAGAUUUUGAGACUUUUGAAGGAAACAAAGAGAAAUACCUGAUAUUGGUGGGGGGAUGAAUUUGUUGUAGGAGCCAAAGACUCGUGUAUAGCGUGGGCGUGGAAUUCUUCCCAGCUUCAUUGUCGGAACAUUGGUUUCGUGAAUGGUGUGAAGGCUCGUAUGAGUUUCUGGGUCGGAUAACGCAAAAGGCGAGAAUUUUUAAUGUUUUAAGAAAGUCGGAGAAAAAGCGAUACAGCAAAGAAGGCGACCCAAAAAGAUCGAAAUUCGAAACACCACCUAAGUAUAAUCGGCAAGUAAGGAUCGAUUCUAAACCCCUUCCUCAUAUCUAUAAAGCCAUAAACAGCAUUCUCAAUUUCUAUUAUUUGUUCCUUGAACCAAGCACAGGCCGUUGCUGGUUAGACUGCUACUGAGUAAUUUGGGAAUGGCUACUCCGGUAGAGCCUCCGAAUGGCGUUAGGCAACGAGGGAAGCAUUACUACACAAUGUGGAAAACGGUGUUCGAGAUCGACACCAAAUACGUGCCCAUCAAACCCGUAGGUAAAGGGGCAUAUGGGGUGGUGUGCUCUUCCAUCAACAGGGAAACCAAUGAGAAAGUUGCAAUCAAGAAGAUCAAAAACGUGUUUGAGAACACCAUUGAUGCGCUGAGAACGCUGAGGGAGCUGAAGCUUCUUAGACAUCUUCGGCACGAGAAUGUUAUUGCUUUGAAGGAUGUCAUGAAGGCUAGUCAUCGAAGGACUUUCAAGGACAUAUACUUGGUUUACGAACUUAUGGAUACGGAUCUUCACCAGGUUAUCAAGUCCUCGCAGCCACUUUCUGGUGAUCAUUGCAAAUAUUUCUUGUUCCAGUUGCUUCGAGGACUCAAUUAUCUUCAUUCGGCAAAUAUCCUUCACCGGGACUUGAAGCCUGGGAACCUCCUUAUCAAUGCCAAUUGUGACUUGAAGAUAUGUGAUUUUGGACUGGCACGAACUAAUGGAGGCGAUGAUCAGUUCAUGACAGAGUAUGUUGUCACUCGUUGGUACCGUGCACCGGAGCUCCUCUUGCGAUGUGACAAUUAUGGGACCUCCAUUGAUGUGUGGUCUGUUGGAUGCAUCUUUGCUGAGAUUCUUGGUCGGAAACCAAUCUUCCCUGGAGAGGAUUACCUCAACCAGCUGAAACUGAUAAUCAAUGUUCUUGGCAGCCAACACAAAGCUGAUCUUGAGUUCAUUGACAAUCCAAAGUCCAGGAAGUACAUCAAAUCACUACCCCAUUCAGGGGGGAUGCAGUUUUCCCAUUUGUACCCCGAAGCUGACCCUUUAGCUAUAGACUUGUUGCAAAGGAUGCUUAUGUUUGAUCCAACUAAGAGAAUUACCGUCUCUGAAGCACUCCAACACCCUUACAUGUCAGAGCUGUAUGAUCCAAGAAGUAAUUCUCCUGCCCAAGUCACAAUUAAUCUCGACAUAGAUGAAAAUUUGGGGGAGAAGAUGAUUAGGGAGAUGAUGUGGGAUGAGAUGCUGCUUUACCAUCCUGAAGCUACCUCUGCCCACGUGUAGGUACCAUAAAGCAUUCCCUUGAUCGCGGUGUUUUCUAUGAUGCUUCUCUGGAGCUAAUUCUAAUGUUCCUAUAGGAAACGUGCAAUCUUAAACUUUUUGAUUGCACUGAGAUUUUGUUUUGAGGUAUUGUUCAUUAGUUUGAGUUCUUUAAAUUGAAGUACGGGACAUGGCAUCUUGUAACUUGUAAAUAGUUGAUGCCGUUAGUUGCAGUCUAGGAAUAUCGGCUCUUGUAUAAUUCAUGUUGAUGUAUGGCAUGAUUGGCUAAAGAUAUUAUAACUCCGAGAUGCAUCAAUAAUCAUAGAUUUUGUAA